CGCAUUGCUUUAUCAGGGAUGUUCAACAGCAAGCAAAAGAUUGACAAUCUUGCAUGGCUAUCAACGCGUAUCUUGUUUCCUCUGCUCCUCGCUGCAAUAAUUUCCAUGAUAGGAAAAAAGUUCUCUGCAGGAGCAAUUUUUAGCCUAGAUUAAAUGCAGCGCAAAAGUGGGGUUGGAUGGUGAUUGCGGUGAUGUGCUUGCAAGGACAAAGUAGAUGUGUGUUUACAAUGCAACUUAUCGUCGCAACUACUUUGCAAUAUACCUGCUCAUUGUAUAUGGGAUAUGGCGCGAAGUAUAUCACAGAGAAAUGGCGAUGAGCUACAGAGUAUCUCCAUCGAGAAUGUUGUGCUUGAAAAGGGUAUACCGGAGGAGACUGUAAUUGAACCAGCAGUUGUGAAGGUCGAGACACGAUUUUCGGAAAAGGAGGUGAAAAUACGACAAGUAGCCCCUAUGGUUAUUGUUUUAACGGGUGCGACGUUUCUUGUUGUAAGUACCAAGACCGUGAAUUUUGGGUAGAUGUCUGAUAUAUACUCCUCAGACAAUCGCUGCCCAGGCAGUCAUCAUCAUCUUACCUGAAAUCUCUCGGGAUCUUGACAUUCCUCAAGAUCGGGAGCAGUGGGUGCUAUCUUCUUAUGCGUUGACGUCUGGCUCAUUCCUACUUCUUUGGGGAAAACUGGGAGAUGUGUACGGAAGGAAGUUAUUGUUUAUCCUCGGUGCAUCUUUCACGGCUGCUACUUGUAUUGCGACGGCUUUUUCUCCUGUUGAGGUUUGUUUAUACAUAAUGCGGGCUUUGCACGGACUUGCCUCUGCUGUCACUAUCCCUACAGCUAUUGGUAUAAUAGGGCAUACCAUUCCACCUGGACGAGUAAAAAACUACAGCUUCGCAUUCUACUCCGGCGGCGCUCCGAUGGGUCAAGUUCUUGGAAAUCUCAUGGUAUGUAUCCCUUUUUUUUCCAGCAUUCACUUGUGAUUCUGAUUCAUCAUCUAGGGUGGAAUCAUCUCGCAAUGGGCGAGUUGGAAAGUCGUAUUCUUCGUGAUAGCUGGUGCUUCUCUUACUAUUGCCGUAAGCGCAAUAUUUGUGGUCCCAAAUGAACCAGCUAGAGGCAACGAGGAAGACACAGUACGUGCCUCGGGUGUCGACUGGAUUGGUGCUUUUCUAUUCACCGCAGGUCUACUUCUAUUACUCGUUGGCUUAUCAGAAGGAGGAUCGUCUGGGUGGCAGGCGGCCUCGGUUAUUGCCAUCAUAGUUAUAUCUGGGUGUUUACUAAUAGGAUUUCUUCUGUGGGAACAUUAUCGCGAGACCAAGACAGCUAAAGAACCAUUGAUGAGAGUAUCGACGUUCCACCAUAAGCAGUUCUCCAUUGCCAUGGUCAUUAUCACUCUAUUCUCGGCUGGCUUUACCAAUUUUUGCCUCUAUACUACUUACUAGUAUGUCUUCAAUCCGACUCCGCGAUAUCAUGGCUAAUUUGGAUAUAGCUACCAAGAUUUUCGACUUCUUGAUCCUUUACAAACCGCUCUUCGAUACAUUCCACUGGGUGUGGUUGGUAGUAUGUUGACCGAUCUUACUUCGCGAAAUAUUUCUGACAACUCUUUAGUUCUCACAACUUUCGGAUCUGGGUACUUACUCGCUCGAAUCAAUGGUAAUUACAUUCUCAGUUUUGGGCUCGGCUCGGCGAUGAUUGCAAAUCUUCUGUUUGCCGUUCCGAUACCUCCCAGUACAUCAUACUUCGCUUUCGGUUUACCAGCAAUGGCACUUGCGGCAUUCGGUGCUGAUACAGUUUACCCAUGUCUCGGUCUCUUUACAACUCAGUCACUCCCUCGAAAGGAUCAAUCGGUAGCAGGAGCCAUGUUCCAAACUAUGGCCGCCAUCGGACGAGCCAUGCCACUGCCUAUCACAUCGGCAAUCCAGGAGUCUGUACAGUCAAAAGAGUUAAAGGAAGGGAAGGCUCAGAUGCAAGCAUUUUUGGCAGGACUAAGGGCUGUGGAAUGGUUCUGCGUGGGCUGUAUGGCGGCAUCCUUAGCUAUGACUAUCAUUGGGCUCAGAAAUAUCGGAAAGAUUGGAAUGUUAAAGAAGCUAGGUGUUGCCAAGGAGACGAAGGAAGAAGUUUAGACUUUGCAAAAUAAACGAUUAGCUACCGUUAUUUAUUCUUUAGGCGGUCACUAAAUACUCAACCCUGAACGCUGAUUGUCAUAGUAUCCAUGAAAAGUAUGAUUCACAAUUCUCAACGUUAAAAAUAAUAGAUGAUCCGAG
This is a messenger RNA of Sclerotinia trifoliorum, 2251 nucleotides long. The record is from the annotation of a GenBank genome assembly. NCBI's taxonomy places the organism in Eukaryota, Fungi, Ascomycota, Leotiomycetes, Helotiales, Sclerotiniaceae.